CAAGCGGUUUAUGAGCCUCACACAGCUGGAAGGUAUUCAGUCAAGCAGUUUAGGAAGGCCCAGUGCCCAAUUGUGGAGAGGCUAACUAACUCUUUGAUGAUGCACGGGCGGAACAAUGGCAAGAAGCUGAUGGCGGUCCGCAUUGUCAAGCAUGCUAUGGAAAUAAUCCAUUUGCUAACUGACCUAAACCCUAUUCAAGUCAUUGUUGAUGCUGUGAUCAACAGUGGACCAAGAGAAGAUGCUACUCGAAUUGGUUCUGCUGGUGUCAUACGGCGUCAAGCUGUUGAUAUUUCCCCACUGAGGCGUGUUAACCAAGCAAUAUAUCUCCUUACAACAAGAGCUCGUGAAAGUGCAUUCAGAAACAUCAAGACCAUCGUUGGGUGCCUUGCUGAUGAACUCAUUAAUGCUGCCAAGAGGUCUUCCCACAGGUACAGAAGGGCUAGUUUUGGUUUUUUCAUAUAUUAUUAACAAGGACCGAGCUUU
Camellia sinensis is the source of this 483-nucleotide messenger RNA. Lineage: Eukaryota; Viridiplantae; Streptophyta; Magnoliopsida; Ericales; Theaceae. The record is from RefSeq and is a predicted model, not a curated record.